This is a messenger RNA of Paramecium pentaurelia, 1598 nucleotides long. The record is from the annotation of a GenBank genome assembly. Lineage: Eukaryota; Ciliophora; Oligohymenophorea; Peniculida; Parameciidae.
AUGUUUAAAACAAAAAUGAUAGAAAAUGAAAAAUCACUGCAAUGUGCAUAUCAACAUAAUCUUCCAAUAGUUUAAGUUGUUCUGAAUCCAUUAUUAAAGAAGGAAUAGAGACUAUUAUGUAAUGAAUGCUUGGAAAAUGUAGAUAUAGAAGGAAAAGCAGUUGGAUUCAAGAAAAUAAUUCAAAUGAUUGAAGAAUAAUAAAAGUUAAAAAUAGAUCAAGUUGAAAACGUCAUCAUCAUUAACAUAAAAUAAAUUUAAUUAAUUCAAAGUCAAAUAGAUUAGUUGAAAUCAAAUAUCAUUCAAUAAUUAGAUUAAUUGAAAUUUAUUGUUCAUGAUUGGAUCAAUAAUCUCUAGUCUUUAGGAUUGAGAUAUUAAAACUACAAUUUUCAUGAAGAAUUAGAAAAUAUGAUCAAUAAUAAAAAUGAAUUGGGAUUCAAUGAAAAUUUAUUAAUGAAAAAAAUUUGUGAAGAACAUAAUAAUUGGAACUCAAAACUAACACUUAAAUUAGAAUUAGUCAACUAAUUCCCAGAAUAUAAUAACCUCAAAGAAAUCUUAUUAAAUCAUCAAUUUAUGAUUUCAAAGUUUGAUUUGAUAUAAAAUAAAAAAGAUGAAAAAUAAAUUUUACUCUUAAAAGAUGACAUUAUAUUAAAAUAAACUGAUUUCUCAGUUAAAUAAAAGAAUUGUUGUGUAAGCAUAGCUUUUAAUUCUUCUGACUCAAUCAUGGUAUCAACAAAUGAAAGUAUUAUUGAAGUAUGGAAUUUUAAUAAUGGAAGACUAGAAUUACUAUAAAGUUUGAAUUAACAUACUGGUUGGGUAAAUGCACUAAUGUUUAGUAAGAAAUAGAAUUCUUUUAUUUCUUGUUCAAGUGAUAAGACAAUAAGAAUUUGGAAAGAUUAGGGGGGAAAUGAUUGGAUUGGCUCAUUCCCAUAUGAAUAGCAUACUCAUAAAGUUCUCUGUAUGACUGUAAAUUAAAAUGAGGAUUAAGUAUUUUCUGGAAGUUAGGAUAAGACAAUAAUAGUAUGGAAAUUAGAUUUCGAUAAGAAUGAAUUGAUAUAUCAAUAUUCAUUAGAAAAGCACGAUUAUGAUAUUUAUGGAUUAAGUUUAAAUUAAUCAGAGAGAUAAUUAGUAUCAUGUGCAUAUGGUGAGGAUUAAAUAAUUAUUUGGGAGAGAGGAUUAAAUAAUAAAAUGGAAUUCAAAUAUUUUUUUAUAAUCGUUAAAGAUUAACAAUUAAAUUAUUUUAUAAAGUUUUACAUAUAUUAUUCAUUAAAUGGAAAUAAUUAUUUAAUAAUUUUUUGAUAAAUACUUCAAUUAUACACAGCCUAACAAAAAUCCAGGAUUAAAAGUAUAGUUUAUCAAGGAGAAUAAGUUUGUUUGGGUACCAAAUAGUAAAUAAGUUGACGAAAUUAUCGUAUUUGAAUUAUAAGAAGGUGUAUAUCAAGAGAAUUAGGAAAAGAAAAUUUAAAUAAAUUAAAAUAAAAUACAGAAUAUGUCCUUUUUCCAAUUGUUUAUAAUAAAUAAAGGAAUUUGAUGAUAGUAAGGCAUAAAGCUUACAUCUAUUUCAUAAGGGAAUUAAAUAAUGGAAAGUUCAAGAUAGUUGA